AUCACCUGCCCUUGGUCUCUGAACUCCUUCGGAAGGAGAGAAUCCAGGCUCUACCAUGGUGAAGUUCCUGCUAAUUGCGCUUGCAUUAGGUGUAUCCUGUGCACAUCAUGAAUCUCUUGAUAUCAGUCCCUCAGAGGUUAAUGGGGACUGGCGCACCCUUUACAUAGCUGCGGACAAGGUGGAGAAAGUAAAGAUGAAUGGAGACCUGAGAGCGUACUUUGAGCAUAUGGAGUGCAAUGACGACUGUGGGACACUCAAAAUCAAAUUCCAUGUCCAGAUGAAUGGCAAGUGUCAGACACACACUGUUGUGGGAGAAAAACAAGAAGAUGGGCGGUACACUACUGACUACUCUGGUAGAAAUUACUUCGAAGUUGUAAUGAAGGAAGAUGGCGCCCUUUUCUUUCACAACGUUAAUGUGGAUGAGAGCGGACAGGAGACAAAUGUGAUUUUAGUUGCUGGAAAAGGAGAGACCCUGAGCAAAGCACAGAAGCAGGAGCUUGGGAAGCUGGUCAAGGAAUACAAUAUUCCAAAGGAGAAUAUCCAGCACUUGGCGCCCACAGACACUUGUAACCAAUAAAGACACAAUAUGGCUUCACAGAUGACAGCAAGAUCAGAAGUAUUUCCCACAUCACCUCUUUCAUGAAAUCAGAAUCAUGACAAUGAAGAGAGCUCAUCCUUUUCUUAGUUUUUCUUUUCAUCUUUCCUAUGAAGCCAGAAUCUCUGCUUCAUGGAUUUGUUUCCCAUACUCCUACCAUGGUACUGAUUCUUUUGUUGAUAAAAUAAAUUGAUUUUUCAUGUAC
Messenger RNA from Mus musculus (house mouse), 800 nucleotides. Its product is annotated as predicted gene 14744. The transcript is spliced from 7 exons. Gene Ontology annotation, cellular component: extracellular region. The coding region runs from base 56 to 577 and encodes 173 amino acids. Lineage: Eukaryota; Metazoa; Chordata; Mammalia; Rodentia; Muridae. The record is from RefSeq and is marked validated. Gene Ontology annotation, molecular function: small molecule binding.